GCCGAUGACGAGGAUGCCUUGGGCAGUGAGAUAAAGACCCUGCGUGCUCACAGCGGUCCCGUGUACUGCACGGCGUUCCUGACGGACGGCUCCGGCCUGCUGUCCUGUUCGGAGGACUCCACCGUGCGCCUCUGGGACCUGAGCAGCUUCACGAACACCGUCCUGUACCGCGGCCAUGCCUACCCCGUCUGGGACGUGGACGUCAGUCCCUGCAGCCUCUACUUCUCCACGGCGUCCCACGACCGCACCGCGUGCCUCUGGAGCUUCGCACGCACCUAUCCGCUGCGUCUGUAUGCCGGACACCUCUCCGACGUCAACUGUGUCAAAUUCCACCCGAACUCCAACUACGUGGCGACGGGCUCCACGGAUAAAACCGUGCGCCUGUGGAGCACGCAGCAGGGGGCGUCCGUGAGGCUGUUCACCGGGCACCGCGGGCCCGUGCUGUCGCUCGCCUUCUCGCCCAACGGCAAAUACCUGGCCUCGGCCGGAGAGGACCAGAGACUGAAGCUGUGGGAUCUGGCGUCCGGCAGCCUGUUCAAAGACCUGCGGGGUCACAGCGACAGCAUCACCAGUCUCUCUUUCAGUCAGGACAGCAGUCUGGUGGCCUCCGCCUCCAUGGACAACUCAGUGCGGGUCUGGGACAUACGCGGCGCCCACGGCAGCGCCCCCAGCGAUGGCUCCAGCAGCGAGCUAAUCGGACAGUACACAGGCAGCACUAGCAACAUCCUCAAUGUGCAGUUCAUGGCCUGCAACCUGCUGCUGGUGACGGGCACUGCACUGGAGAAACAGGAACAGUGAGAGUGUGCGGGGGUCAGUCUCAACAAAACACACCCGGGUCAUAUUUCACCCCAAAAUCUGAUGAAAUUGUUAGGGUUAAUUCAGGAUAAUUGGCACAUAAUCUCAAUGGCAAAAUGUGUUCCAGUUUAUGUGAAUUCAUCCUAUAAGUAAAGUGAAGCCAUUUAGCACCGUUAUUUUUUUGGUAUGGUGACAUUAUGACAAACUUGUACCUAAGAUCUUAUUAUUACUGUAAUACAAUAA
Sinocyclocheilus grahami is the source of this 1038-nucleotide messenger RNA. Its product is annotated as TAF5-like RNA polymerase II p300/CBP-associated factor-associated factor 65 kDa subunit 5L. The transcript has a single exon. Gene Ontology annotation, biological process: regulation of DNA-templated transcription. The record is from RefSeq and is a predicted model, not a curated record. The annotation marks the transcript as partial. Gene Ontology annotation, molecular function: protein binding; RNA polymerase II general transcription initiation factor activity; transcription coactivator activity. NCBI's taxonomy places the organism in Eukaryota, Metazoa, Chordata, Actinopteri, Cypriniformes, Cyprinidae. Gene Ontology annotation, cellular component: histone acetyltransferase complex; nuclear protein-containing complex.